UUGCAGGAACCCUCCCUCUACACCAUCAAGGCUGUGUUUAUCCUAGAUAAUGACGGACGCCGGCUGCUGGCCAAGUAUUACGAUGACACGUUUUCCUCCUGCAAGGAGCAGAUGAUCUUUGAGAAAAAUGUCUUCAACAAGACCAGCCAGACCGACAGUGAGAUCGCGUUUCUCGGGGGCAUGACCAUCGUCUACAAGAGCAGCGUGGACCUCUUCCUCUAUGUGGUGGGCUCCUCUCAGGAGAACGAGCUGAUGCUCGUGUCUGUCCUCACCUGUCUAUUUGAGUCCCUGAGCCACAUCCUAAGGAGGAACGUGGAGAAGCGCUGGCUGCUGGACAACCUGGACGGGGCCUUCCUGGUGCUGGAUGAGAUUGUGGACGGCGGUGUGAUCCUGGAAAGUGACCCCCAGCAAGUGGUCCAGAAAGUGAAUUUUAGGACCGAUGACAGUGGCCUGGCGGAGCAGAGUGUGGCCCAGGUUCUGCAGUCCGCCAAGGAACAAAUUAAAUGGUCGCUACUGAAGUGACGGCAACCCUGGCCCGAGGCCAAAGACCCCCGGGGCUCCGUGCGCUGUCGCCGUCACCCUUCCCGGGGACCUGCGGGCCCGCUGAGCUGCCCUUCCUGGCCCCCGAAUAAACCCGCUUGGUCCCCGC
This is a messenger RNA of Chinchilla lanigera (long-tailed chinchilla), 649 nucleotides long. RefSeq names its product coatomer protein complex, subunit zeta 2 (gene Copz2). Gene Ontology annotation, biological process: retrograde vesicle-mediated transport, Golgi to endoplasmic reticulum; intra-Golgi vesicle-mediated transport; intracellular protein transport. The record is from RefSeq and is a predicted model, not a curated record. NCBI's taxonomy places the organism in Eukaryota, Metazoa, Chordata, Mammalia, Rodentia, Chinchillidae. Gene Ontology annotation, cellular component: COPI vesicle coat.